Molecule: messenger RNA, 3508 nt
Organism: Sciurus carolinensis (gray squirrel)
Lineage: Eukaryota; Metazoa; Chordata; Mammalia; Rodentia; Sciuridae
Gene: Cldn1
Product: claudin 1
Exons: 4
Coding region: 431-1066 (211 amino acids)
Biological process (GO): cell adhesion; bicellular tight junction assembly
Cellular component (GO): bicellular tight junction; plasma membrane
Molecular function (GO): structural molecule activity
Source: RefSeq, a predicted model, not a curated record
CACACUCCUGGUCAUUCUCCGGUUGUCCCAACAUCGCUGGCGGGACAGUCCCGUCCGGGGCGCGGUGGCCUGAGCCUACUCCAGCGCUCCGGCUCGCGCUCCUUGUGAGCCGCCCCGAAACCGCCAGGGGGCGCAGCGUGGCUGCAGCAGGGGGCGGAGCUGCUUUAAAUCGCGGCGCCCAGAGGUUGCGACUCUCAGUGCCUGAGCCUGGGAGCAGCGGUCACUUCUUGCAACCAGAGUCCAGCGCUAACUCGGACUGGGACCCUGACCCGGAAAUAGAGCCUCUCCAGCAGCAACACAGCAAGCGGGAUUCCUUUCAAUAACUUGCUUGGAGCGGCCCGGCUACCUUCGGGAGCCCUAGGUGCGCACCUGCAAACUCUCCGCCUUCUGCACCUGCCACCCGGAGCCCGCGCGAGCUCCUGAGCAAGCCAUGGCCAACGCGGGGCUGCAGCUCUUAGGCUUCAUUCUAGCCUUCCUGGGCUGGAUCGGCACCAUCGUUAGCACUGCUCUACCCCAGUGGAAGAUUUACUCCUAUGCUGGCGACAACAUUGUGACUGCCCAGGCCAUCUUCGAGGGGCUGUGGAUGUCCUGCGUGUCGCAGAGCACAGGGCAGAUCCAGUGCAAAGUCUUCGACUCCUUGCUGAAUCUAAACAGCACUUUGCAAGCCACACGUGCAUUGAUGGUGAUUGGCAUCCUGCUGGGACUUAUAGCAAUCUUUGUGUCCACCAUUGGCAUGAAGUGUAUGAAGUGCUUGGAAGAUGAUGAGGUACAGAAGAUGCGGAUGGCUGUCAUUGGGGGUGUGAUCUUCCUUAUUGCAGGUCUGGCUAUUUUAGUUGCCACAGCGUGGUAUGGCAAUAGAAUUGUUCAAGAAUUCUAUGACCCCAUGACCCCCGUCAAUGCCAGGUAUGAAUUUGGACAGGCUCUGUUCACUGGCUGGGCUGCUGCCUCGCUCUGCCUUCUGGGAGGUGCCCUACUUUGCUGCUCCUGUCCCCGAAAAACAACCUCUUACCCAACACCACGUCCUUAUCCAAAACCUACACCAUCCAGUGGGAAAGACUACGUCUGACAGAGGCACAAGGAGAAAAUCCUGUUGUCACAAAUACAGAAUAGACUUUGAAAUACUAUCAUUGACAUUAAGAUUUAGACUUUUGACUAUUGUAAUCUGAACUGUGGUUUUACAAAAGAAACCAUAUUUUUAUAAAUAUCCAUUGCCACAAGUAGCUUAGUCUUAUUUUAUCUUCUUUUCUCAAUGUAGGAGGGAAGCCCUUUCUAUCAUUUUACUGCUUCCCACCGAGUAGUCAUGCUCACGUGGGGGAGGGGUGCCCUUUAAAUAUGUACAGAUAUGUGUAUAUUUAUAUACAUGUUUUUCUAUAAAAAAAAUUAGACGAUAAAACAACUCUUAUUGUCAUUAUGUUGGUGUUAGUACACUCAGAAUGUCUCUAAAAUAGCAAAAAUAUAUACUUUCAUUUUAAUUAAAUAAGCUUAUUAGCAUAUUUUUCUUUCUUUUUCUCCAUGCCUAUAUAAUAGGUCAAAUAUCAUUUAGCACCUGCCAUCAGCUUUUAUUGUCUGCCAUCAGCUUUUAUUGUCUCUGCCACAAGACUAAAACUGCUUUACCAAGUGUGAAUUCUUCAUGUUUGUCCUUUUCACAUACUUUCUUUAUCUUAUUUUUCCAUAAUCUUACAGUACUUAUUCUUUAUCACCCACCCAUCACCGCCACCCUCUUUUCUUUAUGUUGGGCUCUUUUCCUGAUGAUGUAUCUGGUAGCGUACAUUGUCAGUCCUGAAGCCAAUAAGAAUCUCUUAUAGUUCAGAGCUGUGGGGGCAAAUCCUUCUGCAUAACCAGAUGAUGUUUCUCUGUUGACCUUCCCUCAUGACCCCAGUACUUUGACCUACAGCACUCUUGUUUGCUUCAAAAAUAUUUGUUUCAUGGAAUGGCUGUGCUGCUCACCUGAGUGUCAUAACACAGUCUUAUUGGUUGAAUUUUUAAGAUACUUAUUCACAGUUCCACAUCCCCCAAAUUACCUUUUAAUUCCUCCCUCCUAAGCUAUAUUGUUUUUUUCAUAUGUAAUUAUCAUGUAGUUUACCUCUUCGUGGAGAGGAGUGGUAUGUUUAUCUGAACAAAGUGCUAGACUUGCCGGAGUGAUAAUGUGGUGACGAAUACUCUCUCUGUAGCUGUGAGCAAGUCACUUAAUCUUUCUACCUCUUUUCCCAUCUGUCAAAUUGAGAUAAUUAUGCUUAACCAGCUGGUAGAGGUAAUGGGAGUAUUAAUUAGUUGAUAUGAGUCUCAUUCUUUGAACAUGAAAUAUGCCUAAGUAGUGUUUUUCUUUGCUCAAUUGGCAGCUUUGAAGUUGCUGAAUAAAAUCUACACACAGCCUUUGCUUUGUGUGGUGGCUCCCUUUUCCCCCAGUCUAUUUCCUUUCAUUCAGCUGGGUUGAGCAUGUUUGUCAGCACUCUGUUCCAUUUUAAUGACUUCUCCUACCUUUCUAGUCUGUAGGAAUGCUACUUCACAUGAGCAAGAUGAUGUAAUGGAAAGGGUGUUGACUCUGAGGUCUAGAGACCUGGAUUUGAAUCUCAGUGCUAUCAAUUAUUGCCUUGAGUUUGGGCAAGGCACUUGGCUGCCCCAGAUUUAUUGCUUCAUCUGUAAAAAGGGGUUUGUAAUUCCUGACCUACCUACGUCACAGGGAGGUUGUGGGAAUCCAGUGAGAUGCAAUUCUUGCGAAUAUGGUUUUGUAAGGUGAAAUGUACUAUCCUCAGGAAAGAAUGAAGGAAUUUAAGUGCGUAGUUUUGGGGGCUACUUUUAAAAGGAGGAAAAAGAAGAGAAAUAUUGACAUGGGUUUUUUGCCUUAACCAGUCUCUUGAGUGAUGAGACCCUAAAGUGAAAUUCAGGUCACUAAAUAGAAAGAUUCCUAAGAAAGUCUUCAUUUUUUCAGGCAAAAUGGAUUGAUGCUUUUGUGGUUAAGCAGAUGUAAUGGAGGAAACAGAAACCUGAGUGUGGGCAAAGCCACCAAUAUGGGAGUCUGACAUGUAACCUGUAAGGGGAUGUGGAGGUUAUUUGUUAAGUGAUAACCUUCAGUGUUCUUGCUGUCAGGUGGCAGCUAACAAGCACUGCAGAAGAGUGGGAAUGGUACUUCAUGGUAAAACCUCAGGGAGAAGUAAUCUUGAGUCUUAUGAGGAUUUGGACCAAGUAACUUUUAGCAUGUCUCCCAAACCUGACAAUCUAUGCUUCUAGAUGUUAUAAUUCAAAGGACGCUUGCCUCAUAUAUAGAGCUUGAUACAUUAGUAUAAAUGCAUAUGGAAACCUGUUGCUAUACUCCACAGACAUCUGUAGUCCAAAGAUCCAACAGAAUUUUUAUGCCAGAAUCUAUCCAGUUUUGUUAUUUUUAUAAUCUGCUAUUGCACCUGGAAAAGACCAAUAGAUAUUUGGGGGGUUUGUAAUGGGAAUUUGUAUAAAGCAUUACUCUUUUUAAAUAAAUUGUUUUAUAAUUAAAAAAAGAUCCUUGGCUUGUUUU